CCGUGAGUCAGGUUCGUUCGGUUUAGUAGUUCGAGUUUUCACGUGGAGUUUCGCGGUUUUAUUUUACGUAGAAAAUUGUGGAAAUUGAAGGCUUUUAAAGGCGUUAUGCUUGAUGUAUAGACAGUUUUCUCGCUGAAAGUGCGGGGAUAAAGUUGAGUUUAUUUUGUGUGAGGACUAUGGCGCAUCUGGAAACGAUAGUUGGGCAAUUUUAAGAGUAGUUUUGAGUUUUUGGUAUUUUUUUUUUGGGAGGGUUUUAAUUGAACUGUCAAAGUGGCAGAGGCGCACGAGGAAAUACAGCCGGUGAUCACGCCGAAUGCUAGGAGGCAUCUGGAAUUGGACCUGGAUUUUUUGGAGAGACGUCACCAGAAUGCCGAGCAGAACGACGUUAAGGAGGACAACACCUGCUCACCGGUCGAGACCAGUCCGGAGUACAUGGACCUUAUUAAGAUCAUUUUGUUGGGUGCACCCGCCGUGGGAAAAACCAGCAUAAUACAGCAAUUCGUCCUUAACCAAUUUCAAGAGGAUUAUGUACCGACGGAUCGCAAAUACACGUACUACCCCACAGUGGUCACCAAUGAGAGAUGGUACAAAGUGAAAAUAUCGGAUUUGCCCGUUAUCCCUUAUUUUCCGGUCAAUUCGUUUUAUGAAUGGGCCAACUACAGAUACUACGGUCUCCGUAGUGCCACCGCCUACAUCCUAGUCUUCGACUUAAGCAAUAUCGACACCUUCCAAUACGUAAAAACCCUGAGGGAACAAAUCUGCGAGAGUAGAAACAUGCAAAACGUGCCGGUCCUGGUGGUGGGCAACAAGGAGGAUCUCGUCGUGCCCGAAGACGGUGCCGCGACCGGUUCGAAACCCGCGUUACCGAAUUCGAGCGAGGAGAAACGUCGCGACAUCGUCAAUCUGGUGAAGAAACAUUGGAAGUGCGGUUACAUCGAGUGUAGCGCGAAAUACAAUUGGCGGGUGAUGCAUCUGUUUAAGGAGCUGAUGAAUAUGAUCGAAAACGUGAGCAGUAAUCGGGACCAGAGCCCGAUGCUGGAUAACAUCCAGGAGGCCCUGGAUAGGAAUAAAUGCGUCGUUAUUUAAUGGCUAGAAGCUAAUGUUUUUUUGUAAAUCGACAAUCUGUUUUACGCAAUACUGGUUAUGUAUUAUUAGGAUUGUGGGUUGUGAUUUUUGAUUAAGAAAAAAUAUUUUUUUUUCAAAAUUUUCUCUUUAUUUUAAUGAUGAUUUUAGAGAGUUUGGAAUGUUGUUGUGAGCCAGGACUGGUUUUCGCCCCCCCUCCUUAAUGGUUGUAUAGGAUAACUGUGUUGAAUAUUAAUAAAAAGUUCAGGUAAAUUCGUUACAA
Anthonomus grandis grandis is the source of this 1345-nucleotide messenger RNA. RefSeq names its product ras-like protein family member 10B. Gene Ontology annotation, molecular function: GTP binding; GTPase activity. The transcript has 5 exons. The record is from RefSeq and is a predicted model, not a curated record. Bases 433 to 1086 code for a protein of 217 amino acids. NCBI's taxonomy places the organism in Eukaryota, Metazoa, Arthropoda, Insecta, Coleoptera, Curculionidae.